CUGAAAUCGAAGAUAUUAAUAACGGAAAACAGGACAUCUAUAGAAGAAGACGGAGUUAUCGUCAAAUGUUAUUCCAAAAAGAAGGAAAUAUACAAAAAUGUUCAUUAUUUUCUUCAACCGAGAAGGUCAGAGGAGAAGCGAGAGAAAUUCCAGGAGGAGCAUGCGGGGCGGCGGCACGAUAUGCUCAGCGUCCUCAUCAUGGGCACGGACUCGGUAUCGCGCGCCAACAUGCGGCGCAACAUGCCCAGGACGUUCGCCUUCCUGAAGCGCCAUCCCGACGUCCUCGACUUCCGGGCGUUCAACAAGGUCGCGGACAACACGAACCCGAACAUCGUGGCCUCGCUGAUGGGCCUCACGCAGAAGGAGCUGCAGGAGGUGUGUCAGCCGCGGAAGACCAAGUACGACGACUGCCCCCUCAUCUGGAAGAACUUCUCCCGCGCCGGCUACGUCACCCUCUACGGCGAGGACAGCCCGCUCUUCGGGGCCUUCCAGUACCACCGCUUCGGCUUCGUCCGCGAGCCCACCGACUACUACAACCGGCCGGCCAUGCUCGCCGCCGACCGCCUCACCAAGCACAACGCGGGCCAGCAGAACGUCAUGGGCCUCUGCCUGGGAGGAGCCACGGCGAUCUCCGUGAUCCACAAGUACUCGCUCAUGGCCGCCGACGCCCUGCGAGACACGCCCUACUUCGGCUUCUUCUGGAACGCGGGGAUGACGCACCAGAGGGUCGAGUGGGCGUCGGCGGCGGACGAACCUUCGCUCCAGUACUUGAAGGCGCUGCAGGAGAGCGGCGUGCUGGACCACACCAUCGUCUUCUUCGUCAGCGACCACGGCAUCAGGUUCGGGAACAUACGCCAGACCUACGCAGGCUUCCUGGAGGAGAGACUGCCCUACUUCUUCGUCUUCUUCCCUCCCUGGUUCAAGGACAGGUUCCCCGCGGCCUGGCGGAACCUCGUCACCAACACAGACAGACUCGUGUCCAACUUCGACUUCCACGUGACGCUGAGGGACAUCUUGGCCGGAGCCUUCGGGAACCCCUCGCGCGACUUACCGCCUCUCCGACAUGGCCAGAGUUUGUUCGACGAAAUCCCGGUGAACAGAACGUGCGCCGACGCCACCGUUCCUGAACAUUACUGCACCUGUGAACAACAGAGCGAGGUGUCCCUUGACGACAAGAUACUGCUGGACGCUGCGAACUACAUUGUCUCUGAUUUGAACAAGCAACUCGCGAGAUUUAAGGAGUGCGCGCAAUUGUCUGUUCAGAAGAUCAUACGAGGUCAAGUUGGGUCAGGCAGAGAGAAGAUCCACGCGACCUCUGUCAUCACCGUUGUCUUUGAGACUCUGCCAGGUGAAGGAAUGUUGGAAGCGACAGUCACACACCACAAAAAUAAAUUCGAACUGACGGCAGAAAUUUCCAGAAUCAACAUGUACGGCAACCAGAGCCAUUGCAUAUCGGAUCCCUUCUAUCAAAAAUAUUGUUAUUGCAAUGACCUGCUUCCCGUUUCCCUGACGGCGAUGGAGUGACGAAGAGCGACUGGUGGUUAGCGGGUUUAUUGAAUUUUGUUAUUUCUUUUUCAGAUUAAUUGGUGAGUGCAGGGAUAUUUUUUUCUCUUUCUGUUGAGAAAAAGAACAGGAACAAUGUAGUUAUUUUUUUCCCUAGGAAUUACAUAUGGACAGCGAGUACUGUUAAUAAGUAAUUCAUGACUGUUGACCAAUAAAAGUUGUUGGUUUAGAAAUCUAGGGGAAGGAAACCAAGAACUAGAAAAAUAAUACUAUAUUUUGGGUACCAUGACUUCAAGUGUUCCCUUCACCGUGGCGUGUUUCUGUCUGCCUUACUCGCGACUCGUCUCCUCCCGGCAGCGCGUCAAGGCCCAGCUUAUCGUACCGCAUACACCUUUAUAGCCCUAAAGAAUAAUUCCAGAAGACAUACCUCAGCUACAUAGUCCCCUUAAUUUUGCACAUACUUAGGCUGUACAAGACAUUGGAUAUAACUAGUGCGACGUAACUGCUGGUUCGGUCAAUCAGCGCGAGGAUUUGAGGGCAGGCAGCACGACGAUUGCAAAGGCAGAUUGCAAGCUUCGUGAGGAAGAUGGGUGUACAGCCAGUAAGAUUUGCUCUGAUGGGCAUUGUGGUUUUGUUUUACACACAUGGAAUGCUUUCCUAUUAAGGCAACGAGAGGUAAGCAUCCCCUUUUCCUUCGCCUUGAAACCACGGUAAAAUAAUAAUGAAGAUGAUCAGCCAAUUAAUCUAAUCAUGAUGAAAGAACAAUUAAGCUUUAACCUAUGAUUCUAGCAUGUGAUGUGCCAUCGGGCUCAAGCCAACCAGAUCUCAGUUGCCAUUAUAACAUUAUUUCCUACACGUGUAAAUAAACCACGUGAUCUUAUGUGUGAGACGUCUGGUUUUGUUCAAGUAAUAUGACAAUUUGACUCGAAGGGUGUUCGUACGUCUGGCAGCUCCGAUGGUCCGCUCACGAAACUUGAAAUAUACCCUGAAAAAAGUAUAUUCCGAAAGGGCCUGAGUCCUUAUCCAUAUAUUUCUAAUUCUUCCCCUCGUCAUUUAUUCACGAGGCGCAACCACAGGGAAGUCCAAUAUGCGAAGCUGAGCCUCGCCCGGGCUAUGGGGGAGCCCGGCCUGUGCCGACUAAUGUCGACUCGCUAACAGUGUGUCAGCAGGUGCUGACACGGAUGAGCUUAGUCCUUACCCACCGUGGUGCCCAGACACAGCAGUAACCUCCAGCCACAGGGAAUCAGGCAGACGUCUUUUAUGCUCCGUCCAGUCUUAGGAAAGGACUAACUGGCAACUCAAUCCAGACUAUGGCAUACUCCGAUUCGUAAAGUUUUCUUUUAAGAUGAACUGGUGUAAAGCGAUAGAGAUAAUGUAUGUGAUGUCUUUUUCUAGACAUAUGUAAAGAUUUUUGUUGUCUUUUUUUAAUUCUAGACAUGUGGGUAAUAACUUUCAGCUUCUAGACAUGUGUUUUUUUUCUUUGUUUUUGUUUUCGUCAAUUCGUAUUUAUAGUUAAAUUAGUACUAUUACAGCUGCUGAUGUUGCUGUAUAACCGUAAUAAAUAGAAUAUGAAUAAUGAUUAUACUCGAUCUGUAGUGACAGUGUAGUGAUUGUAAUAUUACGGCGUUAUUUAUAGCAUACCCCAUAUGAUUCUACGAAUAGGCAAUGUAUUACAAAGUAGUAUCAUUUCUAGAACUGAUUAACUGUAGAUAACUUGUUAUUUGUUAAAGUGUUGGUGACUGAUUAUCGCCAUUCCUGUCGUGAUUUUUUAAUGGGGAUUUUUUUUCAGUAAAAUUUAUCUGUUUCAAAGCUGAACCGCGCACGCACACACACACGCACGCACACACACACACACACACACACACACACACACACACACACACACGCACGCACGCACACACACACACACACACACACACACACACACACACACACACACACACACACACACACACACACACACACGCACACGCACACGCACACGCACACGCACACGCACGCACACACACACACACACACACAGACGGAUUUUUUUAUGGUCCAUUCUAUAACUAUGACGAUACUUGGACUUGCCUUCUGAAUGUGUUCAAUAUUUCUCAUUUUACUGAUCAAUGUAAUAUAUAUCACUGUUCAUCACUAGGUUUGUUGUGUUAUACUUAUUGUGAUUCUAGAAAUUCGAUGUACGUAUUUUUUAUGAAAUAUUAAAUGUU
Molecule: messenger RNA, 3713 nt
Organism: Penaeus indicus
Lineage: Eukaryota; Metazoa; Arthropoda; Malacostraca; Decapoda; Penaeidae
Exons: 5
Coding region: 181-1524 (447 amino acids)
Source: RefSeq, a predicted model, not a curated record